CCUGAUUGAAGAUCACACGUUGGGGAAAAAAGUGAAGGAAAAAUACUGUCAUAGCUUUGUCAUGAAUUUGUAGUAUUGCAGUUGCGGGAGUAAGUAAUGACUUGCUGGUGUUGUCUUUGGGGCGCAAACAGGAGGUCAUGCAUGGGGCGUUGGCGCUAACUACUUAGAAGCACAUGUUUUUUUCCAUGUCCUGUAAUCCCUCCGAUUAGAGAGACACUAACUAACGGUAGGUUAGCUUUUCUGGGUCGCUGCUGACGAUUAACAAGCAAGUUUUGCUCCAUAGUAUGCUUAACUUGUUCAUAUGGAUUGGAACUCCCGAACCCGAAGUCUACAAGUGUGGGACACCGAGCUGAGUGCGGAUACCGUGGAGUGGUGUCCACUGCCUCAGUGGUCCCACCUGCUCGCAUGUGGAACUUACCAGCUCCAGAAAGGCGAGGACAAUUCAGCAGCGGAAUGCGCGACUCCAAGCCGAAUCGGUCGCUUGUAUCUAUUCCAGUUUCGUUCACAGGGAUCUUUUACCCCACCACUAACUGAGAUACAGCGAAUCGAUACUCCAGCUAUCCUAGAUUUAAAAUGGUGUCAUAUACCAGUGCUCGAGCGCCCUCUGCUGGGAAUGGCUACAGCUUGUGGAGAAAUCCAGUUGCAUACGUUCAUCGAGACGCAGCACAACAGCUGCGGUUUGGAGCAUGUGCUAAGCACGGAAUUGGGUCCUGACAGAUUAGUGUUGUCACUGGAUUGGUCAACAGGAAGAGGUGAAGGUAUUGACCCACGUUUGGUGUCCAGUGAUUCAACAGGCUCCCUUGCUGUGUUGUCUCUUGGGGAGGCCAGUUUGACUACUGUCUCCCAAUGGAAAGCUCAUGACUUUGAAGCCUGGAUCUCAGCUUUUAGCUACUGGGAUACACAGCUAAUUUAUUCUGGUGGUGAUGACUGCAAACUUAAGGGUUGGGAUCUGAGGAUGGGGUUUGAUUUCCCUACUUUUGCCAGUAAAAGGCAUUCAAUGGGAGUGUGUAGCAUACACAGCAACCCCCACCGAGAGCACAUUUUAGCCACUGGCAGUUAUGAUGAGAAUGUGCUUCUGUGGGACGAGAGGAACAUGCGACAACCCCUCAGUGAAACUGCAGUGGGUGGGGGGGUGUGGAGACUCAAGUGGAACCCUGUUCACAAACAUCUGCUCUUGGCUGCAUGUAUGCACAAUGACUUCCACAUUCUCCAUUGCCAACAAGCUUUGGAUGGAAGUGAAGGACCAUGCCCUAUUCUGGCGUCCUACAUCCUGCAUAACUCCUUAGCCUAUGGAGCAGACUGGUCAUGGCUUCCUCUGAACAGCUCAGCAUCCUCCUUACCUCAGGAAGCUGCUCCGGUUAGUGUGACGUUCCCAGACCUUGGAGGUCACCUUCGGAUCCAGUAUGAAUCCCCAACUGCCAGCUUCGACACCUCCCUGGAAGAUGACUUGGGUCACUACAUUCCUGACCACACACCUCCACCAGGGAAGAGUAGCCCCCCGGAACCUGUUCCUCUCCCUAGCACUGGCGAGAACUCAGCCCCCCUAUCUUGCCUGCUGGCCACCUGCUCCUUUUAUGACCACAUGCUGCAUGUUUGGAGAUGGGACUGGAGUCCAGGGAAGACUGAGGAGGAACCUGGGGAAGAAACAACUGAGCCUCCUCCCACUUCCUGAGCGUUGAUCUUUGAGUGGAAAUGCUCUUAGAAAAUAGGCUAGCUGUGGAAUGUUUGGAGAACGCAUCAUUUGGAACUAAAUAUGACUUGGCUAAUAAACAAUAUCCUUAAGCACAGUAUGUUGUAAUACUGUACUUAAAUAGGCAAUUUUUGGGUUGCAUUUAUGGACAUUUUUAGAGAAUUCAAAUUUAGUCUUUCUGGUCAUUUCCCCCCUCUGUUAUUGACCCCGUUACUUUUUUUUUUUUUUAAAUAGUUAUGUAAACAGGGAAGCAAAUAAAAUAUCAAAUGUUUUCUGUAAAAUUA
Messenger RNA from Electrophorus electricus (electric eel), 1974 nucleotides. It is a transcript of the gene dph7, whose product is annotated as diphthamide biosynthesis 7. The record is from RefSeq and is a predicted model, not a curated record. Gene Ontology annotation, biological process: protein histidyl modification to diphthamide. Gene Ontology annotation, molecular function: protein binding; diphthine methylesterase activity. NCBI's taxonomy places the organism in Eukaryota, Metazoa, Chordata, Actinopteri, Gymnotiformes, Gymnotidae. Gene Ontology annotation, cellular component: cytoplasm.